AUGUUCCGUCUUGUGUUGGCUCUCGUUUUCUUGAGCACUGUUGCUGGACAGUGUAACCGGCAAAGCGAUCAAUACAUUGGAGACUUGUGCUACACCGUAUCCAACAUGAAACUCAAAUUUUCUGAUGCCGAGAGCGCUUGCAACCAGAACGGAGAAAACCUUGCUGUGAUUCAUAAUACCAUGCAGUCUAACUUCUUGGCUUAUAUGGUUCGUGCUGAUAACAGCUCUACUAUAGGAGAAUUUUGGAUUGGAUUGAGCCGUUCGUCCCUCUAUUCACGAUUCCAAUGGGAUGAUGGGACUACUAUGUCAUGGAGCAACUUUGAUUCCAAUGUUCCAAAAUCCCAACUGUUUGUGGCCGAGAGCACUGCUAACGGAAAAUGGAAAACUUUGGAUGGACAACAAGCACUUUACUUCGCAUGCAGCUACCGUCCAGGAAACGUCAACCCGAGCCCAACACCAUCUGGAAAUAACACUGACAACGGCUACACCACCGGAUAUCCAGUGUCGUACCCAGCUGUAAAUGGAACCGACUUCCCAGUCUCGUGGCCAUCUUUCAAUGGAACAGAUUCUCCAGUUUCCUGGCCAGCAUGGAAUAGCACUGACUACCCAUUCAGCAACUCUACCGGAUAUCCAGUAUCAUGGCCAUCGUUCAAUGGCACCGACUAUCCAUGGUCUGGCAACUCCACCGACUUCCCAUUCUUCGGAAACUCUACCGGAUAUCCAGUCUCUUAUCAAGCUGGAAAUUCUACGGACUUGCCAAUCUUUGGAAACUCUACCGAGUACCCAACGUUUGGAAACUCCACUGGAUAUCCAGUUUCUUAUCCAUCUGGAAAUGGUACUGACGUUCCAGUCUCUUAUCCAGCUGGAAAUAGAACCGACUAUCCAGCUUCCGUUCAGCCAACUGUAUACCCAGUCUCCGUUCCACCAGGAGGAAGAGCCGAUAGAUUCUAA
Messenger RNA from Caenorhabditis briggsae, 951 nucleotides. The coding region runs from base 1 to 951 and encodes 316 amino acids. Gene Ontology annotation, biological process: innate immune response. The record is from RefSeq and is a predicted model, not a curated record. NCBI's taxonomy places the organism in Eukaryota, Metazoa, Nematoda, Chromadorea, Rhabditida, Rhabditidae. The transcript is spliced from 4 exons.